Molecule: messenger RNA, 3059 nt
Organism: Pieris brassicae (large cabbage white)
Lineage: Eukaryota; Metazoa; Arthropoda; Insecta; Lepidoptera; Pieridae
Exons: 7
Coding region: 307-1311 (334 amino acids)
Source: RefSeq, a predicted model, not a curated record
CGAACGGAUCGGGCGCGUCUCCAGAGUUUCUGUCAAUCGGCUGUCAAAAGCCAAUGACAUAAAUUAGCGGGAAUUCAAUUAAGCACUAGUCAACUUUGGGAACCCAAUUCAAAACUAAAAACUUUUAUAGACUUUAAUGAACUUUUGGUGUGCGGUGUUUUGUUAGUGUUAUAUUUGAGUACCAAUCUGGGGAUUAGCUUAAUAGGAUGUGCGUGUGUGAGUGCCGAACUAUAGCUAAAGUGCUUAAAGUGUGGGAUUAAAGUGAGUGCUAUAUGAGACGUUUAGAGUGUAUCACAUAACAUUGGAAUGGAGCCCUUGUCAAGAGGGGGCCGCGUUUUUGUGGCCUUCUUCGCGACCGUGUUUUGGGGAAUUGGUGUCCGAGGCCUCCACAACCUAGAUAUAAACGUGCCAAAUGCAGUACUCGUUGGUGAAACGGUGACACUUGAAUGUACCUGGCAAUUAGAAGAUGAAGAGGCCCUGUACAGUGUCAAAUGGUAUCGAGGCAGAGAAGAAUUCUAUAGAUAUAUACCCAAAGAGCUUCCACACACAAGAGUAUUUCCAUUACCGGGUAUCGAAGUUGAUAUAUCCCGAUCUGGUGCCCGACGCGUUGUGCUCCAAGAGGCGACGCCGGCAAUGGCCGGCCGUUUCCGCUGCGAGGUAUCCGCCGACGCACCCACCUUCCACACGGAAAUACGAUCCGCACCACUGGAAGUUGUUGAGACCCCAGAAUGGGGUCCCAAACUGGUGUCGGACCGGUCGUGGUACGGCGUGGGAUCAACGUUGCGUGCCACCUGUGCGUCACCACCAGCGCAUCCACCCGCUAACUUGACGUUCGCACUGAAUGGGCGAGAGAUCGACAUGGAAUUCUUCGUCCACGAACUACCAGAAUGGUUCAAAUGGGACCCACCGACAAAGGCUGAGACAACAACAACUCAACUCCCAGACGAAGAUUUUAACAUAAACGACGAGAACGUACAAUAUUUAGAUGAAUCGUACAUAAACUUACAUAAAGAGGAAAUUCGAAGGCCUCCCAAGGAGACCAAGUUUGAUAGGUCAGGCCCGGAUAACAGAAUGCCGUCUGUUGGGGAAGUUUUGUUCGUCGUUCGACAUGCAGCCUUCGAAGGUGGCAGCCUUCGACUGACGUGUAUAGCGAGUAUAUACAACCUGUAUGCGGCGAGGGCGGAACUCAUCUUCGAUAUGGAACAGCCAGAAGUUGCGUCUGUGUUGGGCGUUCGGAAUAAUGCUAUAGAGUCAUCAAUCUCGACCAUUGUUCUCUUAUCGAUACUGAUUUUGCUAUACAACACUCGGUAGUUAGGUAAGGUUCUUUAAUCUUCAUGUAAAAUUAUACAUAUCUAACGUGGAGAUCAUUUAAAUUAGAAAUAGUACCAAAUGGCCAAAUUAUAAACUUUUCGAUUUUUAUUUGGAUAUAACGUCAAAUGUUUUUUGUUAUACAUAUCUCAAUUAAGGACUUAAAGCGCUUUAACAAGAAUUAUAAUUGAUGUUUUUAUGAAAUAAAAAAAGAGAAAAAUGUGAAAUUAAUAGCAAUCAACCAAUCACAUUGCUCCGUUUUCCCGUUUGCCCAAUCACAAUCAAACGAAACGCGCUUUUGUUUUACAUUUAUCCUUCAAUUUUGUUCACAAGUUAACAUAGUCGAUAAAACUUAUUGGUCUUUAGUAAUUCCAAUAACAUCAUCUUUAUCUAAUAAUGAUUAUGAAAUAUUAAAUAAUGGCCUUUUAGUGGUGUUUCCAAAGAGUAAUUUCAAAUAUAAUAUUCUCUAAUUUUGUUUCGAAAGACUAGGAAUUGUGCGAGACGUAGGAUUAUCAAAGUGUUAUCUAAAAAAAAUUAAAGAAUUAACAAGUUUUAAGUUGAACCGAGGCGACGUUCAACGCUUGGAGGCUGUAUUUCAUUGUAAUUUGUUUAAAAUAAUUUUUAUUGAUUAUUUUUUAGAGAGUAUCUUGCUGAUUUCACUGCUGAUACACCAUGUCUCGAUUCUAAUUCCAACCCACUAUUUAGGCCUAGAUUAAGUAGAUCCAAUAUAUCUUAUAAUAAUUUACUGACUAACCAUACAAUUAAUUAUAAAAUAUCUAUUUAAAUAUCGGUUAGAAAAGUAAUAUUAAAGACUGACUUUUAGUAUUAAUUUUGAGGUUAUGUUUAGAUGUUGACUUAGAUAUUUGUUUAUUAAUUAUGUAGAAUAUUUUAAUGUACAUCGGAAUAUGUAUAUGAAUGUAAAUAAACAAAUGCUAGUAUAUGCUUAAACCAAAAUAUUAUAUAGAAUUUAAAUUAGUAAUAUGGUUCGCGAUUUAAUUUUUCCAUAGAGAUAUGCGUACUGCCAAUGUAUAAUUUGUAUGAAAAGUUCAUUUAAAGUAUUCAAAUCAAAAGGCGGAGGUAAUCCUAUCUUGAAAUACCUACUAGUGUCUACUAUUGUUUUUAAACCUUGCAAGAGAAUUUCUGUAUUAUUGUUAUUUUUAUUUAAUGCCAGAGGGAUCGCAAAGGCGUUGCCUGCCUUGAGAAGUUUUACACACUAAGACGAAUUGGUUUGCAAAUUGUUCAGUGGGCAGCUGGUUCCACAUAAUGAUGGUGUGCGUCAAAGCUGUGGAACGACGGACGACCGGGUAAUACGAGUGGAAUUUCGUAUCCUCGACGUGCGAUGAUGAAACACAGCUGCAUAUAUUAAUCUGAACAACUCCUCUGAACGCUUUCAAUGCGGUAUAAGAUGCAGAUAUAACCCACAUCGCUACGCAACGCCAACUGAUCAAGCCUAUCGGAAAGUUAUUAGUCGUCGACGAUUGUCAUUCACAAACUUUCUACUUUUUCCUUAUUAAUAUAAGUUUCUGACAACACGAACGUAGAUUUAUAUACAUACAAAAAUGUAUUUAAAUCUUUAAACUAUCCGAUAUUAUUGUUUGUGCCAUAGUAACUGUAGACAUAAAGAAGGUAUACUGCCCUGUCAUGGGUCAAUUACGUUUUGUCAUACAAAUUUGUUUCUUAAAACGGAUUACGCCCGCGGAAAUCCACUUUGCUAAAUAAAAUUCUUUAUCCGCGGACUUUGGGAAAGGCGA